Messenger RNA from [Torrubiella] hemipterigena, 1410 nucleotides. NCBI's taxonomy places the organism in Eukaryota, Fungi, Ascomycota, Sordariomycetes, Hypocreales, Clavicipitaceae. The record is from the annotation of a GenBank genome assembly.
CCCCCUUCCUCGGAAAUCUGCUCUUCCGCCACGAGAGCACUCGCCCCUCUUCACCUACCUCUGUUCCGCCAAUUUUGCCAACCGCAUCAUCUGCUUCUUCAUCUUCCUCUUUCAGCCACACAUUCUCCAGCUCUUUAUUGCUGUGGAUGAGACUGCACCAUCUCCACACAUCCAUCGAAGCUCAGUAUGAGUGCUACUGGUGACGAAGAUGGCCGCCGGCCAAAGAGGGUUCGCACCACCGAGCAGCUCCAACGAAAACGAGAGUCCGAUCGUGUCAAGCACAAAAUCAAUCGCGCUGAGAGUAAAACCCGCCUCGAACACAUUGAGCAGGAAGUCAUCACCACUCGCAAAAAUGUCGACGAACUAAUGGCUGUCCUCGAACUACUGCGAGCUAACCCCCUCGUCUCCGGCCUUCUUGGCCUCAAUAGUCCCAGUUCGUCCGCCGCCAACACCCCAGGCAGCACUGCAAACGCGAAAUCACCAGCAUCGGCGUUGUCCAAAGCUGGUCUGCCGGUGCGAGCAUCUACCCAGACACGCAGUGUUGUAAGGCCCACCAGCAGAGUAGACAAACCUUCGUCGACGACAAAGAAGCCUGCUCCAUCCAGUCGAAAUAAUAGAAAUACAAACCCCAAGGCCUGGCCUGUCCACCAACAUGAAAACGGCAUGUAUAGCAAGUGCUACUGUGGCAUUGAACAUCCAAAUGGCGAUAUGAAUCUUUGUAUUGAGAGUGUCAGCUUGGACUUUCUUUUCCGUGCGCAGCAGCGCCUCGCUGAGGAUCCAACCAGCGGAAUAAACCUGCGACUGAAUCUUACUCUUAAUGAAUACUUGAUGAUCCAAGGCGAUAACAUAGUGUCAGCACUCAUAGUCAAGGUCAUGAAGCAGUUUGAGUUUCCGUCACAGCCGUCAGCGUUUGGCUGGUUAUUCAUCUGCUACAGACUUGCUCGGUGGAGACUAAACCCAACAGCAGAAAACUUUCAAGGUGUCCCGGAAUGCGUCUACCCGACUAACCUACAAAACAGUGUCCCCCAUCCUAUGAGUCUUACGGCACUACCAUGGGCGCAGCUUCGCGAUUACAUUAUUCAAGACCAAAACAACGACUAUCGAAGAGAUAUCCAGAUGAUAAUCAGUUCGAGCACACUCAUGUGGCCAGACAAUAAGCCGCUAAUUUGCAGGGAUGUUGGGUCUGGCUAUAAAGUACACCCAGAUUUUGAGCAAUUUGCGAGCAAGGAGUGCAAUUGGCGGCUCGCGGGGCGUUUCAGAGAGUUAUUUCCGCAUCUUGAUUACAUAGCGCCAUGGCAUGGGCCAGAGUAACAUUAUCACAGUCUCAUUUACAAGUCCGAUAUUUGUUGCUUGGGAAUAGCACCAUAUCUACAAUAUAUUACACAAUCCAACUAGCAAAGAAUAUUCAAG